AUGCCAACCCCUGAAUCUGCCGCCUUCCUGGCCAAAAAGCCCACCGUCCCACCAACCUACGACGGCGUCGACUUUGAAGACAACGUCGCCGUGCACAACGCGCGCGACGCUAUUAUUCGCGAACAAUGGGUACGGAGCAUGAUGGCGCGCCUAGUCGGCGAGGAAUUGGGCAAGUGCUAUGCUCGUGAAGGCGUGAAUCAUUUUGAAAAGUGUGGGAAGCUUCGGGAGAAAUAUUUCGAGCUGCUCAAGGAUCGCAAGAUCAAGGGUUACUUGUUUGAAGAGAAGAAUUAUUUCAGCAAGGCGGGCGAGGAGGGCAAGUCGUCAUAG
Messenger RNA from Talaromyces proteolyticus, 327 nucleotides. RefSeq names its product putative NADH-ubiquinone oxidoreductase 12 kda subunit. The record is from RefSeq and is a predicted model, not a curated record. Bases 1 to 327 code for a protein of 108 amino acids. The transcript is spliced from 2 exons. NCBI's taxonomy places the organism in Eukaryota, Fungi, Ascomycota, Eurotiomycetes, Eurotiales, Trichocomaceae.